CCCAUCCCCAGCUGUGCAAGCGCUACCCCGGGUUCAUGCGCGUGGCGCUGUCGGAGCCGCAGCCCGAGAGGAGGUUCUUCAGGCGGGGCUGGGUGACGUUCGACCGCAGCGUGAACAUCAAAGAGAUUUGCUGGAGCCUGCAGAACAUCCGGCUCCGUGAGUGUGAGCUCAGCCCCGGAGUGAACCGGGACCUGACCCGGCGCGUCCGGAACGUGUCCGGGCUGACCCAGCACCGCCCCAUCGUCCGGCACGACAUCAAGCUGGCCGCCCGGCUGGUGCAGGCGCUGGACGCGCGCGCCCGGCUCUGGAGCCCCCCGGGGACGGUGGGGACAGCGCUGGGGACAGCGGGGACAGCGUUGGGGACAGCCGUGGGGACAGCCACGGGGACAGAGAACACCGGGGACGGCACCGGGGACAACCCCGGGGAGAACAGCGAGGGACCGCCCGCCACCGAGCCGGGGGCCCAGAACCCGGUUCUCCGCCACAUCACCGAUUACCUGAUCGAGGAGGUGAGCGCCGAGGAGGAGGAGCUGCUGGGACAGGGACAGGGCCAGGGACAGGGACAGGGACAGGGACAGGGACAGGGACAGGGACAGGAGGACACGGCCCGCGAGACCAACCCGGCCGAGGUGACGGUGGAGCGCGACGAGAAACUGCUCAAGGUGCUGGACAGACUCCUGCUGUACCUGCGCAUCGUUCACUCCGUGGAUUAUUACAACACCUCCGAGUAUCCCAACGAGGACGAGAUGCCCAACAGGUGCGGGAUCAUCCACGUGCGGGGGCCGCUGCCGCCCAACCGGGUGUCACACGGGGAAGUGUCAGAGUGGCAGCGGGGCUUCGAGGCGCGCCUGGCCCCGCUGCUGGCCGGCCCGGGCUCUGUCCCCGAGGAGGACGCUCAGCGCCUCGGCCGCAAGGACCCCGAGCAGGAGCUGGAGAAAUUCGUCAGCGCCAACACCCAGGAGCUGGGCAAGGACAAGUGGCUGUGUCCCCUCAGCGGCAAAAAGUUCAAGGGCCCCGAGUUCGUGCGCAAGCACAUCUUCAACAAGCACGGGGACAAGAUGGCGGCCGUGCGCAAGGAGGUUUUGUUCUUCAACAAUUUCCUGAUGGACCCCAAACGUCCGGCCCUGCCCGAGGGGGGCAAGGGGGGACCUGGUCCUAAUGCAGGUCUGUCCCCAGGGGGGCUCCCGUACCCCCCCCAGUCCCCCCAGGGGUUGAUGCCGUACGGGACCCCCCGGCCCCCCAUGCUGGGAUACGCAGGCUCCCACCCGUACCCCCCCGGGCCCUACGGCGGCCGCGGCGGCUACGACGCCUUCCGGGGCCAGGGCGGGGCCGGGGGCGGCUACCUGAACAAACCCCGCAGCAGGAUGGUGCGAGGGGACCCCCGGGCCAUCGUCGAGUACCGGGACCUGGACGCCCCCGAGGAUGUGGAUUUCUUCUGACCCCUCCCCCACCCUCCCGGCACCCCCCAGUUUUGAUACUCCCCUCCCCCA
Catharus ustulatus (Swainson's thrush) is the source of this 1490-nucleotide messenger RNA. RefSeq names its product serrate, RNA effector molecule (gene SRRT). The record is from RefSeq and is a predicted model, not a curated record. Gene Ontology annotation, biological process: primary miRNA processing; mRNA processing. NCBI's taxonomy places the organism in Eukaryota, Metazoa, Chordata, Aves, Passeriformes, Turdidae. Bases 36 to 1439 code for a protein of 467 amino acids. Gene Ontology annotation, cellular component: nuclear body. The transcript is spliced from 10 exons.